GGUGGUUGUGUCGAGUGAGAGUGACUAUAAACUUUAGUAAAACUCUAAGUAACAGAAGUGAAACUCUUACUCACGUUCAUAAUAGGAGUUAUGUACCACCUGGUGAUUUCCCGGCACCGCUGGCAUUGUUUCACCAUCCUACGCUUGACGCAAGUUCAGCGUAUAUAAGUGCCUCUUAAGAAAACAAUACCAGUGGGAAUAGGAAAUAUAACUUGAGCGCUUUCAUGUGUUUAUAUCCAAUAUCCUCAGAGGAGUAGGAAGAUGAGGCAAGAGAAGCACAUUUGUAGAAGGUUCUUGGUGAGAGGAUCAGCUGAAGCCACAGCUGGCCACAGUCACUCGCAGCCAGCUGCAGAUAGACACAGUCAACCACGGUCAGUCGUCGUCAGCCACAAGAUGGCACUCUGCUACAACAUUAACAGCCAGGAACCAGCUGCACCUCGCCUGAGCAAGAAUGAGAAAGAGGAAAUCUCCGAGCUGAGAUGGAACGGAUGGCGGGCCGGAGUCAUUACCUUCCUCAGUGCGGUAUAUGGCCAGAUGACCUUGGCCAGACAGCUACCUCCAGACCCUCGGCAAGACUCCUGGCUUCUCAUGAGGUCUCCCAUACCUCCUCUCCUUUUCUCUCUCUUCUACAUCGCUGCUGUCACCUGGUGGGGACCCCUUUAUAUGAAAUCCAGAAAGCCUUUCUCUGGACUCAGGAACGUAAUGAUGGCAUACAACGCCUUCCAGGUCAUUUAUUCUGCAUGGCUCUUUUACGAGGCUGGAAUGGGUGGCUGGUUUGGUAGCUACUCGUUCAUCUGCCAGACUUGUGAUUACUCCAACAACCCCCAAGCUAUCAGGAUGAUGCACUGCUUUUGGGUCCACUUCUCGAAAUACGUCGACUUUUCGACAGGGAAAAUUUUUUCGGUUGCACAAAAAGAACCCCCAUUAUCACUGUACACAAGCCCUCAUGGGCCCAGCCCAGUACCCGGGGAUGGAGUCCGCUAUCACCCGGGCGGCCACAAUACAUUCUUCGGUUUCCUCAACUGUUUCGUGCACACGGUGAUGUACCUUUACUAUCUACUGGCCGCCAUGGGUCCUAGUCUGCGUCCCUUCCUCUGGUGGAAGAAGUAUCUCACUACCCUUCAGAUGGUGCAGUUUACCCUCGUCUUCCUGCACUCACUGCAGCUGGCUUUCGUGGACUGUGACGUGCCUCCCGUACUGAUGAACUGGGUAGGCUUCGUUUCUGUCAUGUUCUUUAUACUCUUCAGCGAUUUCUACAUCAAGGCUUACCAGAAGCGUGGCAAGCACAAGGUGAGCUCUGUAAUGAAUGAAAUCACUGGUGAUGUGAGCUGGGAUAAGAAGAAUUGCCUUGACGGAACCAACACCAGCGCUGAACCCAGCACUAAGGCAAAGAGAGCUAACAACCCGGUGCGAAGAGACGUUUUUAACGAGUUUCUUCACGGUGGUUCCAGCGGCAUUUCCCGCAAUGGAUCGAUAGACGUUUCCAGUGGGAAGUCUAAGGAUUUCCCUUCGGGUAUUGACGAGGAGCUGGUGUUGAGAAGUCGUGUGUAGCUCCGAGUUGUGAACUCUUUGCACUCCAAGGUUGUGUUUUCUUUUGGCGUUUGCAAGUUAGAGAAUAAGACACACUUGUAUACUAAAUCAUAUCAUCGACUAGUGUUACUCUGACACCCCAGUACUUGGCCCUGUACACGAGUACAAAAAGUACAUUGAUGUACUUGGGAAAGACAGACAACAGAAGAAAUUACGCUAAAUGACGUGUUCAUUUACCUGGCCAACGGGAAACUUUAGCUAACCUUUUCCACGUCUGCAUUUUGCCAGUAAAUAAGUGUACAAACUGUGUAGUUUAGUGCACAUGUGGAAAGAAGAUAGAGGACUACUAAUCCGCAUCUACUUUAUCUGCUAAGGAAUGAUUAAACUGUCUUCCUCUCCCUUCCAGAGUUAAAACAAGAGUCAUUAGACUUUUAUUCAGGUGAUCUACAAAAAAUAUAAAAUUUAAGGGUUUUAUUUCAAAAGCAUAAAAAGUAAUGCAAAUUUUGGUAUUAAACGCUCAAUAUUUCAACCAAAAAUAAAGAAAAAAAAUAAAGACAAAACAAUAGGUUUCAGUUAGUGAAUAAACUAAAACAUUAGAAUAUAUUGAAUAACGAUGUUGAUAGUCGAUCAGGGAGCAUCUCGAUGGUGCUGAUGGGCUCUUGAUCCAAGAAUCAAGUGUCUCUUGUUUAUCUUCCAUUUCCCGGGAUAUGAAUGACCCCUCACGGAUUUAGUGCUUCCCCAUUAAUAUUCUAAUAAUAAUAAUAAUCUAGAGCAAAUAAUGCUUCUAGGUUUGUAAAUAUAUAACUUUUUUCAGCUAAAGCGAACAUAAAAAGUUGAUAUACGAAAUUUGAAAAAAUGAACUAAAUGUUUAAAAAGACACAAUUAUUUGUUUUUGUGUUUCGUCAACAUUUAAUUUGUUCUCGAAAAUGUUUUUUUUUUUAGCUCGUUUUAACAUUCUUAUUUCUUUGAUAAUUGUUGUAAGGCCAUGACGACCUUCAUGUAUGCUCUCUUGAUGUGUACAUGUACGUAAUGUAUGCGUUCUCUUGAUGUGCACAUGUACGUGGUGUAUACUCUGUCUUGAUGUGUACAUGUACGUAAUGUAUGCGUUCUCUUGAUGUGCACAUGUACGUGGUGUAUAGUCUGUCUUGAUGUGUACAUGUACGUGGUGUAUGCUCCCUCUUCAUGUGUACAUGUACGUGGUGUAUGCUCUCUCUUGAUGUGUACAUGUACGUGGUGUAUGCUCCCUCUUCAUGUGUACAUGUACGUGGUAUAUGCUCUCUCUUGAUGUGCACAUGUACGUGGUGUAUGCUCCCUCUUCAUGUGUACAUGUACGUGGUGUAUGCUCCCUCUUCAUGUGUACAUGUACGUGGUGUAUGCUCCCUCUUCAUGUGUACAUGUACGUGGUAUAUGCUCUCUCUUGAUGUGUACAUGUACGUGGUGUAUGCUCCCUCUUCAUGUGUACAUGUACGUGGUAUAUGCUCUCUCUUGAUGUGCACAUGUACGUGGUAUAUGCUCUCUCUUGAUGUGCACAUGUACGUGGUGUAUGCUCCCUCUUCAUGUGUACAUGUACGUGGUGUAUGCUCCCUCUUCAUGUGUACAUGUACGUGGUGUAUGCUCCCUCUUCAUGUGUACAUGUACGUGGUAUAUGCUCUCUCUUGAUGUGCACAUGUACGUGGUGUAUACUCUGUCUUGAUGUGUACAUGUACGUGGUGUAUGCUCUCUCUUGAUGUGUACAUGUACGUGGUGUAUGCUCCCUCUUCAUGUGUACAUGUACGUGGUGUAUGCUCUCUCUUGAUGUGUACAUGUACGUGGUGUAUGCUCCCUCUUCAUGUGUACAUGUACGUGGUAUAUGCUCUCUCUUGAUGUGUACAUGUACGUGGUGUAUGCUCCCUCUUGAUAUGUACAUGUACGUAAUGCACGUGCUCACUUAAUGUGAACGCGUACGUGAUGUAUUUACUCAUUUAAUGUGUAUGUGUAAGUCAUAUUGAAUUAUGAGUAUUUGCAGGAGAGCUAUAUACACAAACCCUCAGUACUGUGCAUGCAUUAUCUCUAUAUAAAUCACAUGUACUCCAUAUACAUCAACUUCAUUCUGAAUAUAUAUAUAUAUAUAUAUAUAUAUAUAUAUAUAUAUAUAUAUAUAUAUAUAUAUAUAUAUAUAUAUAUAUAUAUAUAUAUAUAUAUCGUGCCGAAUAGGCAGAACUUGCGAUCUUGGCUUAAAUAGCAACGCUCAUCUUGCCAUAUAGGACAAGUGAAAAUUUGUGUAUGCAAUAAUUUCGCCAAAAUCAUUCUGAACCUAACGAGAAAAAUAUAUUUAACUGUGUUUGUUUAGUAUUAAAUUAUUGUAAACAAAUCUAAAAUAUAUUUAGUUAGGUUAGGCUAAAAUAAAUUGUUGUUAUUAUAAUAAGGUUAGGUAAGUUUUCUAAGAUUCUUUUGGUGCAAAAUUAAAAAAUUUUACAUUAACAUUAAUGAAAAAAAUAUAUCUUUAAACGUAUAAGAGAAAAUUUUAGAAAGGACUUAAUUUUAAAUGAGUUCUUGCUAACUGACCAGUUUUACAUAUU
Molecule: messenger RNA, 4088 nt
Organism: Cherax quadricarinatus
Lineage: Eukaryota; Metazoa; Arthropoda; Malacostraca; Decapoda; Parastacidae
Source: RefSeq, a predicted model, not a curated record